CUUUUAAAUGUUCAGAUGUCUACUCUGUCCAAUCUAAAACGAGUUUAUGUUCCAUCAACAGAUACAAAAACUGUUCACAUAGAGGUUCAGGAGAAAAAUGAAGAGGACGAGGAUGAAGAUGAUGAGGAUGAUGAAGAUGACGCAGAAAGUGAGGAAGAGGAGGAUGACGAAGGGGAUAGCAGUGAGGAUGAAAAAUCAGCAGAAGAGAAACCUGGAAAGCCAUCAGAGUCUCAUUCCACUGUAUCCAAACCAACUGAGAAGAAGCCUAUUGUAGAGCAGAGCUCAGAGUCUGAAUCUGACUCUGAUGAUGAUCGCACCAAAGAGGAACGGGCCUAUGAUAAAGCAAAGAGGCGAAUAGAGAAACGACGUUUGGACAACCAGAAAACCAUUAACACACAAGUUCUUCGGGCACCAGUUAUUUGUGUCCUCGGACAUGUUGACACCGGAAAGACAAAAAUCCUUGACAAGUUGCGUCAUACUAAUGUACAAGACGGUGAAGCUGGAGGUAUCACUCAGCAGAUUGGUGCCACCAAUGUCCCCUUGGAUGCUGUAAAAGAACAGACAAAAAUGGUUAAAAAUUUUGAUCGGGAGACCAUCAAGAUUCCAGGAAUGCUCAUUAUUGAUACACCAGGUCACGAGUCUUUCAGUAACCUGAGGAACCGUGGAAGUUCUCUAUGUGACAUUGCCAUCCUGGUAGUUGAUAUCAUGCAUGGAUUGGAGCCACAGACCAUUGAGUCAUUAAACUUGCUGAAGACUAAGAAGUGUCCUUUUAUUGUAGCGCUAAACAAGAUUGAUAGGUUGUAUGACUGGAAGAAAAGUCCAGAGACUGAUGUCUCUGCUACCUUAAAGAAACAAAAGAAGAACACAAAGGAUGAAUUUGAAGAGCGCACCAAGUCCAUAAUUGUGGAAUUUGCACAACAGGGUCUGAAUGCAGCAUUAUUUUUUGAAAAUAAAGAUCCCCGCACUUUUGUGUCUAUGGUCCCAACCUCUGCUCAUACUGGAGAUGGCAUGGGUAAUCUAAUCUCCCUCCUAGUUGAUCUCACUCAGACCAUGCUUAGUAAGAGACUGGCCCAUUCAGAAGAGCUAAGAGCUCAAGUAAUGGAGGUUAAAGCUCUUCCUGGCAUGGGUACUACCAUAGAUGUCAUCUUGAUCAAUGGUCGGCUUCGAGAGGGGGAUACUGUUAUUGUUCCCGGUGUAGAAGGUCCAAUUGUCACACAGAUCCGAGGACUUUUGCUUCCUCCUCCAAUGAAAGAAUUAAGAGUAAAGAAUCAGUAUGAAAAGCACAGAGAGGUGCUUGCUGCUCAGGGAGUGAAGAUUUUAGGCAAGGACCUGGAGAAAACUUUGGCAGGUUUGCCUAUUUUGGUUGCCUAUAAAGAUGAUGAAGUCCCAGUCCUGAGAGAUGAGCUCAUCCAUGAGCUGAAGCAGACUCUGAAUGCUAUCAAGUUAGAAGAAAAGGGAGUUUAUGUGCAAGCAUCCACAUUGGGCUCCUUGGAAGCACUGCUUGAAUUCUUGAAAACCUCCGAAGUGCCAUAUGCUGGAAUUAAUAUAGGACCUGUACAUAGAAAAGAUGUCAUGAAGGCCUCUGUGAUGCUGGAGCAUGAUCCUCAGUAUGCUGUUAUUUUAGCCUUUGAUGUAAGAAUUGAAAGAGAAGCUCAAGAAAUGGCUGAUAGUUUGGGUGUACGUGUUUUUAGUGCUGAAAUCAUCUACCACUUGUUUGAUGCCUUCACCAAAUAUAGACAGGAUUACAAGAAACAGAAGCAAGAAGAGUUCAAACAUAUUGCAGUAUUCCCAUGUAAAAUAAGAAUUCUUCCUCAGUUUAUCUUUAAUUCUCGUGAUCCUAUUGUCAUGGGAGUGAUUGUGGAAGCUGGUCAGCUUAAACAGGGGACACUCAUGUGCGUACCAAGUAAGAAUUUUGUAGAUAUUGGGAUAGUGACCAGCAUUGAGAUCAACCACAAGACUGUAGAUACGGCAAAAAAGGGCCAAGAGGUCUGUGUGAAGAUAGAACCUAUCCCUGGGGAGUCUCCAAAGAUGUUUGGAAGACAUUUUGAGGCUACGGAUUACCUUGUUAGCAAGAUCACCCGGCAGUCGAUUGAUGCUUUAAAGAAUUGGUUUAGAGAUGAGAUGCAGAAAACAGACUGGCAACUCAUAGUAGAAUUGAAAAAGGUGUUUGAGAUAAUUUAAAGCUUUCUUUCAAUUGUUGGAACUCCUAAGACCAGAGGAAUUAUAACUUGUAAAGAGAUGACGCGAUGCAAGGGGCGAAACCGAGAAUACUGAACCUGUGGUUUAGAAGAAGAAAAUAAGAGUAGUUUAAAUUUUUUUUCCAUGAGAAACCAAGAAAUUUUACACUGGUUUGACAGUGCUCAAUUUUACACAUCCCCACAGUUCCGGCGUGCCUGCCCAUCUGACCACACCAAUCACUCACUGGCUUCUGUUUUAAAAGGAAUCAAUGGUCGCAAUGUUUUAGUACAGGUUUUCUCUGUUUUUUACUUGUAAAAUUGGCACUGCAGCCUCUAAACUUGGAUCUUUUGAUGUAGAAACAAUGAAUUAAGUCAUUAUUUAUGCAUAUUGCCUGCCCCAGCACUGUGCUUUUUCCAUUGUUCUCUUGAUUUGUGCCUACAUUUUUAAAGGUCAGCAGGAAAGCUACUCUAUCUGCUUCAUGUUAAAUGGUGAUGUAAAAUGUACUGUGGGCAGCAUUUCAGUGCUUGUACAGUUCCUGCCAACACUUCUGACUGUAUUCAUUACACACAGAGCCAGAAAUAAAGUAUAUGGGCAAUACUAA
Molecule: messenger RNA, 2779 nt
Organism: Bufo gargarizans (Asiatic toad)
Lineage: Eukaryota; Metazoa; Chordata; Amphibia; Anura; Bufonidae
Gene: EIF5B
Product: eukaryotic translation initiation factor 5B
Exons: 15
Coding region: 16-2181 (721 amino acids)
Molecular function (GO): GTP binding; translation initiation factor activity; GTPase activity
Source: RefSeq, a predicted model, not a curated record